This is a messenger RNA of Strigops habroptila (Kakapo), 5480 nucleotides long. RefSeq names its product solute carrier family 4 member 5 (gene SLC4A5). Lineage: Eukaryota; Metazoa; Chordata; Aves; Psittaciformes; Psittacidae. Gene Ontology annotation, cellular component: plasma membrane. Gene Ontology annotation, molecular function: solute:inorganic anion antiporter activity; sodium:bicarbonate symporter activity; monoatomic anion transmembrane transporter activity. The transcript has 25 exons. The coding region runs from base 164 to 3337 and encodes 1057 amino acids. The record is from RefSeq and is a predicted model, not a curated record. Gene Ontology annotation, biological process: bicarbonate transport; monoatomic anion transport; transmembrane transport.
UUCCCGUCAUGAGAGCCAAAGGGAAAGGAAAGUGCUUUAUAUUCUCUAUAAUCUGCUCCUUAAGCCUUGGGAGUUUAACAAGCCUGAGUGGAUAAAGGAGGAAGUUUGGGGGGUUGUGGUUUUUUUGUACUCUGCACUGAAGGUUUGGUUGAGCCGGGAAGAAAUGGGAGAAAAGAUGGAAAUGAUUCCAGUGUCUCCAGCUGCCGAGCGCCUCCGCUACAUCCUGGGGGAAGACGAUGAGCCUCCCAACCCCACGCUCUUCACGGAGAUGGACACACUGCAGCACGAUGGCGAGGAGAUGGAGUGGAAAGAGUCGGCCAGGUGGAUAAAGUUUGAAGAAAAGGUGGAGGAAGGCGGGGAGAGGUGGAGCAAGCCCCACGUGUCCACGUUGUCCUUGCACAGCCUGUUUGAGCUGCGGACGUGUCUACAGACAGGAACAGUGCUCCUGGACUUAGAUGGCUACUCUUUGCCCCAAAUCAUAGAUGAUGUCAUUGAGAAGCAGAUCGAGGAUGGUCUGCUCAAGCCAGAGCUGCGGGAGAAGAUAAGCUAUGUGCUCCUCAGGAAGCACCGUCACCAAACCAAGAAGCCAAUCCACCGGUCCUUGGCUGACAUUGGAAAGUCCGUCUCCUCCAACACAACCCGCAGCCCUGUCCGGAGCCCGGCCGCUGGCGCUGCCUUCCACCGCUCCACCGAGGACCUGCGGAUGCGGCAGAGCGCGAGCUACGGCCGCCUGCGUCACGCGCAGAGUAGGAGCAUGAAUGACAUCUCGGACACACCAAGCACGGACCAGCUGAAGAACAAGUUCAUGAAGAAGAUCCCCAAGGAUGCGGAGGCGUCCAACGUGCUGGUGGGAGAAGUGGAGUUCCUGGAGAAGCCCUUUGUGGCUUUUGUGCGGCUCCUCCAGGCGACGAUGCUGGGAGGGGUGACAGAGGUGCCCGUCCCCACCAGGUUCCUUUUUAUUCUCCUUGGUCCUGCGGGAAAAGCCAAAUCCUACAACGAGAUCGGCAGAGCCAUUGCAACUCUCAUGGUGGAUGAUCUCUUCAGCGACGUUGCCUACAAAGCCCGGGAUAGAGAAGAUCUGAUUGCCGGCAUUGAUGAGUUUCUGGAUGAAGUCAUUGUCCUGCCACCCGGCGAGUGGGACCCCAACAUUCGGAUCGAGCCACCCAAAAAAGUGACCUCGGCUGAGAAGAGGAAAUCAGUUUUCUCACUGAAUGAAGUGGGGCAGAUGAAUGGCACAGCCGGCGGGGCAGGCGCCGGGGCCAGUGGAGGAGGCAGCGACGAUGGGGAGAUGCCUGAAGUUCAUGAAAUCGGGGAAGAACUUGCAUGGACCGGCAGGUUUUGUGGUGGCCUCUAUUUGGAUAUCAAGAGGAAGCUGCCCUGGUUCCCAAGCGACUUCUAUGAAGGCUUUCAUAUCCAGUCCAUCUCUGCCAUCUUGUUCAUCUACCUGGGCUGCAUCACCAACGCCAUCACGUUCGGGGGCUUGCUUGGGGAUGCUACGGACAACUACCAGGGUGUCAUGGAAAGCUUCCUCGGCACAGCGAUGGCAGGCUCCAUGUUCUGCCUCUUUGCUGGGCAGCCGCUCAUCAUCCUCAGCAGCACUGGCCCCAUCCUCAUCUUCGAGAAGCUGCUCUUUGACUUCAGCAAAGGCAAUGGCAUUGACUACAUGGAGUUUCGCCUCUGGAUCGGCCUCCACUCUGCCCUCCAGUGCCUUAUCCUGGUGGCCACCGAUGCCAGCUUCAUUAUAAAGUACAUCACCCGCUUCACAGAGGAAGGCUUCUCCACCCUCAUCAGCUUCAUCUUCAUCUACGAUGCCAUCAAGAAGAUGAUUGGAGCCUUUAAGUACUACCCCAUCAAUUCGGACUUCAAGCCAGACUACGUGACCAUGUACAAGUGCGAGUGCAUUGCUCCCGACCCAGCCAAUGCGACCUUGUUCAAUGCUUCAGCUCCAGUGGCACCAAACACCACUAAUGUUUCUCUGUACAAUGCUAUUAACCUCACAGCUCUGGACUGGACUCAGCUCAGUAAGAAGGAAUGUCUCAAAUAUGGCGGCAGCUUAGUGGGAAAAUCCUGUAAAUUUGUGCCCGACCUGGCCCUGAUGUCCUUCAUCCUCUUCUUCGGGACCUACUCCAUGACCUUGACCCUGAAGAAAUUCAAGUUCAGCCGCUAUUUCCCCACCAAGGUCAGGGCUUUCAUUGCUGAUUUUUCCAAUGUCUUCUCCAUCCUGAUCUUCUGCGCAGUGGAUGCCUGUUUUGGACUGGACACCCCUAAGCUCCACAUCCCCAGUAUCAUCAAGCCCACCCGUGUGGACCGAGGGUGGUUCGUGUUUCCCUUUGGGAAGAACCCGUGGUGGGUUUACCUGGCGAGUGCCCUGCCCGCCCUCCUCGUCACCAUCCUCAUCUUCAUGGACCAGCAGAUCACAGCCGUCAUCGUCAACAGGAAGGAGCACAAGCUGCGGGGGGUGCAUCACCGGGGAACCCCCACCUUGCUGGUCUCCGGGGUGAACACAGGAACAGCUUCCCAAGCCGUGUUGCCCCCCCUGCCCCUCCCGGGUGCUGUGUUGCAGAAAGCUGCGGGCUACCACCUGGACCUGUUCUGGGUGGGCAUCCUCAUGGCCGUGUGCUCCUUCAUGGGGCUGCCCUGGUACGUGGCGGCCACCGUCAUCUCCAUCGCCCACAUCGACAGCCUGAAGAUGGAGACGGAGACCAGCGCCCCGGGGGAGCAGCCCCAGUUCCUGGGUGUCAGGGAGCAGAGAGUGACGGGCAUCAUCGUCUUUGUACUGACAGGGAUUUCUGUCUUCCUGGCCCCUAUCCUGAAGUACAUCCCCAUGCCGGUGCUGUACGGAGUCUUCCUCUACAUGGGCGUCGCGUCGCUGAACGGCAUCCAGUUUUGGGACCGCUGCAAGCUCUUCCUCAUGCCAGCCAAGCACCAACCCGACUACGUGUUCCUCCGGCACGUGCCGUUGCGUCGCAUCCACCUCUUCACACUGGUGCAGAUCAUCUGCCUGGCUGUCCUCUGGAUCCUCAAAUCCACCGUGGCUGCCAUCAUCUUCCCCGUCAUGAUUUUAGCCCUGAUCCUGGUGAGGCGGCUGCUGGAUUUUGUCUUCUCUCAACAUGACCUCGCCUGGAUUGACAACAUCAUCCCCGAGAAGGAGAAGAAGAAAGAGGACGACAAGAAAAAGAAGAAAAAAGGCAACAAAGGAGACAGCAGCAGCGAUGAGGAGUUCCCACCUCCCUCAGUCAUUAUGAUCCCUAUGGAGCCCCUGCCAGCGCAGCCCCGAAACGGGGGUCCCCAUUGCCUCAGCCGAAAGAGGUCCUCCACCUGGAGCUUUGCGUUCUGAUUCCUCCCCGAAUGGUUCAGACCUGGAUCGCAGCAUUACACUUCACCUGAAGAUUUCAUGCCCAUCAUCUCCUGCCUUUAACUACUCCCGAAGCCCCAUCUGCGCCGUGCCCCAGGUGAAGAUAGAGAUGGAGUCAGACUAUGAGGACACUGACACUGAGAAACAACCUCGGGACAUGGGCAGUGAGACCACGCUAUAACCCCACGCUGCACUCCCUCUGCCAUUUAUAUAUGUAUAUAGAUACGUCUAUAUUCAUAUAUAUAUAUAUGUAAAGCAAAUUGAGCCUAUUUUUCUACGUGAGAAGGAGGAGACUGGUGGCCCCAGGGGGUCCGUUGCUCUGGUAGCUUUUAGUGUCAUGGGUUAAAUGUGGUGUGGAAUUUCCUCUCUUUCUUCUGGGCAAAGGCAUCCCUACUGGUGGUGAAAUGGGGCUGAAUAGGUGGAAUCAGAGAUUUUUGGCCUCUACUCGCCCCAGGGCUGGAAAAGCUGAUGAUGGCCAGGGCUGUGGGAGCAUCCAGGAUGUAUGUGUGGCUGAUGGGGAAGGGGUGAUGGUUUUGAGGUGGGGUUUUGGGGUGGGGAGGAGGUUUGCAUGGCUUGAGAAGGAAGAAGGAGCGUGCAUCCCUGCUCCCCAAUCCUGAAAUCACAACGCAGCUCUUGGGGAGUCUUGUUCCAUGAAGGGGAUGGUGUAUCAAGCUUUGUGUGGGCAGGAGGCCACCGGUCCAGGCCAUGGCAAUGGGAACCCCUUCCUGUGGCACAGCAUUCCCAGUGUAGCAGGGAUGCGGGAAGGACCCAGCAGUGCCCACGUCGAGGUGGAUGUGGAUGAGGAGGCCUGACAGGGUCAGAAAGCAGCUGUGGCCUGGUAAGGAAAGGAGGAAAAGCAGCUUGGGUUUAAGGUUGUUGCUGCUUGAAGGCAGCACCACUGGGGCUACAGCGGGAAAGCAGGGCAGGGAAUGGGGCUUUGGUUUCCACAGGGAAUCCGGAAUGGUUUCUGCUGGAAAGUGGGAAUGGUGGCUGCAGUGAAGCUGUUUGGUCACCCAUGCCCACAUCCUCACUGCAGCAAUCCCUGUCCCUGGGGUUGGUAUUGGUUCUAUCUCUUCCUCCAACGAUCAGGAUCAAGACAUGUCCAAGCUGUUAUCCCACUGAUGACACAUCCCUCCUCCCCAUGCUUUCAGGGCACAUCCAGCAGCUCCCUGGUUGGUCUCCAUUGGCAUUUUGGCUCCACAAAGGGCUCUUCCCACCUACCGCUGCCUUUGGGUCCUCCAGGAAAGGAAGGGAAGGAGUAGGUCAGGAGCUGGCACAGGCACUGAGCUCAGGUUGGCACUGCCCAAAUCUCACCCCCUUUAUCCAGCAGCAUCAGGGUGGUGAUGAGGCUCUUAAAGGGGUUUUUUCCUUCCAUGGGCUAAGCCAGAACCACUGGUCUGAGGAACCCCCUCAAAUCCAUUUCCUCUACUCUUGGAAUCUUUAUUUUUCCUCUAUUUCAAACCUCAGAGAGCCCCAACGCUUCCUCUGAGCAGAAACAGCCUCCCUGCUAUUUAUACCAGUCAUACGGGGGGGCUGGGACCCCAGUUAAAUAUUUCAACUGGUCUGAACCUUGGGCAGAUCCUGGUUCUCUGUGAAUAGCUGAGUCCAGCAAAGACUUGAAGGCAAUUUCCUAUUUAUAGCCAUUUUUGUUCUGGUUCAGGUGCACCUCCUGGCGAGAUGUGGCAAGAUAAAUAACUCAGUAUUACUCCUGGCACUACUUAAAGCAAGAGCCACGUAGCUCUGACGUUAAAGAACUAUUUCAACUUGAGCACAUCGUGUCUCUUGUGUAGCAUUUUUGUACUCCUGUGUGGUAGCUGAAGCGUGGUACAGGUAGAAUUAAGAUCUUAAUCAACCAGGUUAAUUUGCUUUAUCCAGUCCAUCAGUUCAACUACAAAAUACCCCCAGAAAGGCUUUGUGGACUCUGGUAGAUGGUUCCUAGAGCACAGCUGAAGCCACUCCAGCAUCCAGCUUGACUGAAUUGGUCCAUUUUACAUGGUUCACACAUGGUUUAAUACUUUUUGUAUAUGAAAAAGUGGAGCAUUUCAGACUUACCCCAUUGUUGCUGUACCACUGUAGUCAUUUUGUAUUUGUCGGUGAUACAACCCAAUAAACCUCGUUUCAAUGA